GCGGGCUCCGGGCUGCAGCAGGAGCCGCUUUGCGCGAGGAAGGGAGAAAGGAAAGAAGGAGUGUUGCCGUUGCCGUUGCGUGAAGCCUCGCGGACUCUACAAUGGCAAUUAAGCUUCAUAUAAUUUUCCUCCUUUUACUUUGUGGAGCCUGUUACCAUGGCUUGGAACCAGCCACUAUUUCACAAACAACAGAGAAACUCAUUCCUGAGAUGGCAGCUGGGAUCAAUGUUGAUUUGGCCAAGUAUAUGCAGAGAUGUCACCUUCUGGAACUCUUCUCUCGUUAUGGGGAGAACAAUACUUUGACUGUUGAAGGGUUUAGAAAACUGUUACGAAAUAUGGGCAUUGAGAAAAUGAAAAGAAUUUCCCUAGAUCACGAGCACCAUCAUCAUCAUCACAAUCAUGAUGCUCCCACUACAAAAGCUGAGAAAACAGGUUGUCCUCAUGAUGAAUCUGGUAAUGGAAACAAAGAUGUCCACAGUAAUCAUGCAAAAGAGCAUACAGAGCACCAGCAGGGCCCUAUGAAUACCAAGAGCACCACAGUUACUAUAACUGCAUCCACUUACACUAUGGCCACGGAGGAUAACCCUUUGCUAGAGCAUUCAGAGGCUGCAGAAUUGAAAUCUACACAUACAAGUAUUGCUAGCCCCAAUCCCAGCCUUGAGUCAGAAAGCAACAAUAUGAGUUUACUGGCAAAUGAAAAAGCAAAUGAAUCGCUCACCCUCACAAAGGAAUCUGAAAGCGGAAGCUACAUGUAUUCUAAAAUAAGAAAACCAGUUACGCAAGAGUGCUUCAACGCAUCAAAACUCAUGCUUUCUCAUGGAAUAAGUACACAAGUUUUGUUAACAGCUACAGACUUCAGUUAUCUUUGUCCAGCUAUUGUUAAUCAGAUUGAUGGCAGAUAUUGUUUAAUUCACACAACAAGUGAAAAGGCAGAAACGCCCCCAAAAACAUUUUCAUUGCAAGUAGCUUGGAUUGGUGGAUUUAUAUCCAUUUCCAUCAUCAGUUUUCUUUCAUUACUGGGUGUAAUUUUGGUACCUCUUAUGAAUCGAGUAUUUUUCAAAUUUCUGUUAAGUUUCCUUGUGGCAUUAGCAGUUGGUACUUUAAGCGGUGAUGCUCUUUUACAUCUCCUUCCACAUUCUCAUGGAAGCCAUCAUCAUCAUCCUGAGAAGCCAGUAGUAGAACACAAUAAAGAUCCCUCUUUUAAGCAUCUUGUAUUUGAAAGUGCAGAAGAAAAUGCUUAUUUGGAUUCUACCUGGAAGGGCCUCACAGCACUUGGAGGACUAUAUUUUAUGUUCCUUGUUGAGCACUUAAUCACUUUAAUUAAACAGUUUAAAGACAAGAAAAAAAAGAAAAAAAAUGAAGACGAUGAAGCAGAAAUCAAGAAGCAGCUGUCUAAAUAUGACUCUCAGCUUUCAAACAAUGAAGAAAAAAUGGAUACAGAUGACCGACCUGAAGUUUAUCUGGAGACACACUCACAUGAGCAAUCAAAUUUCAUCUCUCAGAAGCCAGUAGCACAAGAAGAAGAAGAAGUGAUGAUAGCUCACUCUCAUCAGGAAACUGCUGACAACGAGUAUGCAUCCAGAGGAUGUAGAAACAAAUGUCAUUCACAUUUGCAUGACACUCUAGGACAGUCAGACCAUCUGGGUCAUCAUCACCAUGACUACCACCAUAUUUUGCAUCACCAUCAUCAUCAGAACCAUCACCCACAUAGCCAUAGUCAGCGAUAUUCACGAGAAGAACUGAAAGAUGCCGGUAUAGCUACACUAGCCUGGAUGGUAAUUAUGGGUGAUGGACUACACAACUUCAGUGAUGGUCUUGCAAUUGGUGCUGCAUUUACUGAAGGCUUAUCUAGUGGCUUAAGUACUUCUGUUGCUGUCUUUUGCCAUGAGUUGCCACAUGAAUUAGGAGAUUUUGCCGUGCUUCUCAAAGCUGGCAUGACUGUCAAACAAGCUGUUCUUUACAAUGCCCUCUCAGCGAUGUUGGCAUACCUUGGAAUGGCUACUGGCAUACUCAUUGGUCACUAUGCUGACAAUGUUUCCAUGUGGAUCUUUGCACUGACCGCUGGGCUGUUCAUGUAUGUAGCCCUUGUUGAUAUGGUGCCUGAAAUGCUCCAUAACGAUGCUAGUGAUCAUGGAUGUAGCCGGUGGGGAUAUUUCCUGUUACAGAAUGCUGGAAUUCUGUUAGGUUUUGGUAUUAUGCUUCUUAUCUCUGUGUUUGAACAUAAAAUUGUGUUCAGCAUAAACCUAUAAGUUUGGAUCUAGAUUGAUCCUUAGUGGAGUUUUGCUUGCACUGGAGGAAAGAAUGGUUCUUCUUCCCUCUGCAAGCCCAUGUAUCCUUUGAAAAUCUGCUUGAAAUGUUGAUGGCCCUCUAGAUUAAUUGGGGCGACCCCACGGGGUCGGAAGAAAUAGAAGAUUUUGCUUCCCUUCUUUCUUCCAGCGAGGAGCCUCUGCUGCAUCUCAAGUUACUUCCAUGAACAGAAAAUCUGUGCUUCAUGGAAAUGACACUCUGGAUCCAAUCCUUCUAUGUUUACUUUCUGUUACUAAAGUUGAAAAUGUUACUGUUAGGCACAUCUAUCCCCUUUUGCUGCCCCCAACUUAAUUGUCUACUGAUUAAGCAUUUAGAUUGGGCAUUUUUUUUUUUGCAGGGAGAUACUGAAUUUGUUAAACUCAUUGCACACAUGGUGGAGUACUGGCCUAUUAAAUACCAAAUUUUAACAAACAUAAUAGAAACUGAAACUAUAAGGAAUGAAUUCUUUAACUUGUAAACUGUUUUAACAUCAUUUAAUCUUGCAAAUGUAACUACAGCAUGCAAUGUCAGGUUUUGUCUUGUAUAUGUUUAGCUGGUACAGACAUGUGAAGUGGUACUACUUUUAAUGUUCCUGAUAUGAAACAACAUAAGGUUGUCAUUUUCAUUGUUGUAUUCAAAUGAUAAAAAAAAAGUACUCUGGGAAUUUGUAAAUGCAUAUGCUAUAAACAAGUUUCUCAAUGAAGAAAUUUAAUAUUACAUUACCAUUAAUAAUUAUAUGAUCUUUGAUCUAUCCUUACUAAACGUUUACAGAAAGUAAAAUAUGCUAAAAUAAAAAUUUCCGUUGGCUUAAACAUCAAAUUCUAGCCAAACCUCUGCGCUGAAGAAAUACAUUCAUUUGCUUGUUGGAAUUUCACACAUUUUCCGCAAGCCAUACAAUGGUUGGAAAUGGGGGUGUUUGGCAGAAAUAUUAAAAAGCAGACUUCCAAAAUUUGGGAUUUUUGUAAGAAAAGGACUACACAGACAGGAGUAGGAAGAUGAUUCUAGGUAAUCUUGCAGUGUAUAUUGUGUUGUAAGUCUUUCUGAGUUUAGUGGUGCAUAUGAAUCUUCAGAAGCCAACUAGUAGAGAGAGUGAAUUGUUGAAUCAGAAUGAGUUUUUGACACCAUGCAUUGGCUAAAGAUAGAAACAGUGAUGGAAAGAAUACACUUCACUUCCGAGGGAACUGGAUUCUUGAAUACUUGGUGCUAUGAAAAGAUUUGAUCAUGUGUGGGACAGAUUUGCCAAGGUUCUAAAACAGGUGAUAAGAGACAUUUCAUACUUUACUUCAUAGAGUAGCAGGUUCACUCAUCAACCUAAUCGAACAAUAUUACUUCUAAAAUGUGGUUAUCCACUAUAAUCCCAAUUUGGGGAGGAAAGGUGGGAUAUAAAUUAAAUGUUUUUAAAAUAUGGUUCAAAUUUCUUGUCUUGUGAUGUUUUCUGCAUACAAAGAAACGUAUAUUCUUGAGUUUUUAAAGCACUUCCAAGUGCAAAACUUUUUUUAUACUCUUUAUUCACCUUCAAAAAAAAUUUUUCUGGGUAAAAACAUUGCCAAUCUGUACACAUCAAUGAAGCUAAAUACAUGGCUUUGAAGUACCCCAGUAUUGUAUUUCAAAUGUACAUAUUUAGCUUUAUUGAUGUAUAUAAAUUGCAGGUACAAAUCCAAUCCAGUACUGUCUACUAAAGUGGAGGUUACAAAAAUCAGUGGGAUCAGAAGCAUUUUGGAUCCAAUAUGCACAGGUGUAACUUUUAUAUUGAUUUUUGUAAGGUAAAUGCUUGUUAAUGUCUAGGAAAAGGUAGGGUCUUCAUUGUAUAACAAGAAGUCUUGUUGAAGAAGUCUUAUAUCUAUAAUUGAACAAAAAUACCUUGACUUUUUCUGGAAUCUAGAAUGCAUUCCCUGCUUUACUUGACACAACACUUAAUUGUCUGCAAGUUUUGACAGAGUAUGGGACUGGAGUAUACUGUACCUCCAAAUUUCAAGUUGGAUAAAAAUUGUUAAUUGGUGUAGUUUGGACAUCAUUUUUUUUUAAUUAAACACUUCAGUGCAUUGUA
Sceloporus undulatus (fence lizard) is the source of this 4333-nucleotide messenger RNA. It is a transcript of the gene SLC39A6, whose product is annotated as solute carrier family 39 member 6. Gene Ontology annotation, molecular function: zinc ion transmembrane transporter activity. The transcript is spliced from 10 exons. NCBI's taxonomy places the organism in Eukaryota, Metazoa, Chordata, Lepidosauria, Squamata, Phrynosomatidae. Gene Ontology annotation, biological process: zinc ion import across plasma membrane; intracellular zinc ion homeostasis. Gene Ontology annotation, cellular component: membrane. The record is from RefSeq and is a predicted model, not a curated record. The coding region runs from base 102 to 2249 and encodes 715 amino acids.